Molecule: messenger RNA, 1335 nt
Organism: Asparagus officinalis (garden asparagus)
Lineage: Eukaryota; Viridiplantae; Streptophyta; Magnoliopsida; Asparagales; Asparagaceae
Product: mRNA-decapping enzyme subunit 2-like
Exons: 8
Coding region: 147-1112 (321 amino acids)
Biological process (GO): deadenylation-dependent decapping of nuclear-transcribed mRNA; nuclear-transcribed mRNA catabolic process, nonsense-mediated decay
Cellular component (GO): cytoplasm
Molecular function (GO): RNA binding; manganese ion binding; 5'-(N(7)-methylguanosine 5'-triphospho)-[mRNA] hydrolase activity
Source: RefSeq, a predicted model, not a curated record
GGCUUAGUCCAAAAAGAAAAAGUAUCCGCAUCGAAGCAGUACUCGUCACUGUCUUACCACGGAGAGCGGUACAAGAACCCGAAAACAAACAGAAAAGCUAGGGCUCUUUUCCCGCCCUUUUUUUUCUCUCCGACGAGUUAGCGUCAAUGGCGGGAUGGAGUCGAUCCUCGAGCUCUCCGGCGAAGAAUCUCCUCCCUUCUCAGGAGCUCCUCGAUGAUCUCUGCAGUCGCUUCGUUCUGAACGCUCCAAAAGAGGAUCUUGAAUCGUUCGAGAGGAUCUUGUUCCUCCUCGAGCUAGCCCACUGGUUUUAUGAAGACAACUCCGUUGAGCAGAAUCCCUCGCUCAAAUCUCUCUCCUUCAAGGAAUUUACAUCACUCAUGUUUAAAAGUUGUGCUGCAUUGAGGCCGUAUAUUGCGUAUAUUGAUGAUAUUUACAAGGAUUUCACUUCGUACAAGUAUCGGGUACCAGUGAUGGGUGCAAUCAUCUUAGAUGAGACUUAUGAAUGGUGUGUACUUGUGAAAGGCUGGAAAGCUGGUGCCAGCUGGAGUUUUCCCCGUGGCAAAAGGGCAAAAUACGAGGAAGAUCAUAUGUGUGCUGUACGAGAAGUUUUGGAAGAAACAGGAUUUGAUGUUUCUGAACUUCUAAAAGUGGAUGAUUAUAUUGAAGUUGUAAUAGGGGAGCAGAGGGUUAGACUCUACAUAAUUACUGGGGUGAAGAAAGAUACUGUCUUUGCACCUCUAACUAAAAAGGAGAUCGGCGAAAUCUCAUGGCACAGACUUGAUGAACUUGACCCAGCAGGAGAAGAUGCAAGGUCACGAGGAGUUAACGGGUUGAAGCUUUACAUGGUCGCACCUUUUCUAACGUCUCUAAGAUCAUGGAUCUCAAGGCAUUGUCCUCCUGUAUCUAAGAAUUCCAUUGCGUCAAACAGAGGCACAUCCGUUUGGAAAGUGAAAGAUAGUUCUGGAAGUGGAACAAGCAUGCAAAAUGCAUUACAAAGAGUGGGUUCUGAGCCUCAAAUUAUCGAUCUCGGUCCAGGUAAAAGCUUCAGAAACUUCAGGUUUGAUACUAUCAAAAUCCUACAGUCCAUGGAAGUUGCAUUUGCUGCUAGUUGAUGCAUUUGUAUUCGUCUAGUUGUAUGUUUGUAAAUAUGCAACCGUCAUGUUUUGGAGCCGAAAGAAGUGAUCCAUACGGUUGAAAAAUAUAGGUACAGUGGACAACCAACUUCGAGUAGCUGGUUAUGAGGGAAACAUGUAAUCUUUGUUAAACUAUUGCGCAAGUUUUUUCUCUGUUUCUUUGUCGAUCAAAAAGACUAUGGCGAGCUAUCCAAUUUCAGAA